GGUCAUCUCCCUGUCAGUUUCGAAAUGUGAAUAUAUAUUGACUUGAUUAGGCGUCAUAUGAAUUUUAAUGUUAAUUAAUUUUAUUCAUCUUAUUGUUUUAUUCCGUUAAUUAUUGUGUGAUUCAAAUAACACUUUCAUCAUGAUUGGCAAGAUUUUCACAUUAACUGUUUUGUACUUCGUUCAGGGCUUACCGUACGGAUUUCAAGAUAAAUUUAUUCCUAUGUAUUUAAGAUCAACUGGAUUAUCACAUACUCGAUUAUCUCUCAUGAAAUUGUUGCUUUUACCGUGGUUGUGUAAAGCUGGUUUUGCACCGUUAAUUGACCUCUUUUUCACAAAGUGGCUUUGGCUUUUAUUUAGUUUAGCUGCUUUAACAACCAUUUCUCUUUUUGGUAUAAUAAUAAACACUGAGUAUUUUGUAUUGAUGUCCAUAUGGUUAUUAUUUCUUAAUUUAUUUUCUGCAAUUCAGGAUGUUUCAGUGGAUGCUUUAGCAUUGCAGUUAUUGCAAGAAUGUGAAAUGGGACAUGGAAAUACAGCCCAAGUUGUGGGUUAUAAAUUAGGAGCCUUAUUCGGUGGGGGUAUACUAUUUUGGGUUCAUUUUUAUCAUGGCUGGAGUUACUUAUGUCUUUCACUUGCUAGUCUGUACAUUAUGUCUGUUGUUGCAGUUUUGCCUAUGUAUACUCACAAUUAUUUCACAAAAGUGAAAUCUGAUGGACCGAAACGUAAAAAUAGCAAUCCUACGACAGAAUUAAAGGAUGAAACUAUUGAAUCGCAUGAAAGUAAAAGACCAUUUAGUAUUGAAGAAUCUCAUGAGAAUUUACUUCGAAAAAGGCUUAAUAUCAAAAAGGAGACUUUAGAAUCAGAAGAUGAAACUAAAGAAGCAAAAUUAGCAUCAUCACCUUCAGAUAAAAAAUACAAUAUAUGUGAAAUACCACAGAUAAUAUUUUCAACUAAAGGAACAAUACCAGCUAUUGUUUUUCUGCUUUUAUAUAAAUUAGGUGAAAGAGGAGCAUUGUCGUCAUUUCCUUUAUUUCUGGUUGAUCAGGGUGUUUCUACGAAAGAGAUAGGUCUGUGGAGUGGUAUAUUUGGUCAGUUAUCAUCACUUUUGGGAUCAAUAUGUGGUGGCUGGCUUAUAGCAAGGAAAUGGAAUUUAUCUCUCUUUCUGCAUUAUGUGUUAAUUGCAAGAAGUGGACCAAUAUUUUUACAAUGGAUAAUUGUAAAUUUGUGGUAUCCGGGCAUUCCUUCAGUUUUUCACUCAUUAUUGUUUUUUUUCAGUGCAGCAAGUCUUUGUGCUCUAGAAUUCACUGCUGGUUUAGUAACAACCUCAGUUUUCACUCUGAUGAUGUCUUGUUCAUUGAAGGCUCCUCCUACUUUCCAAGCCACACAUUAUUCUGUUUUGUCAUCUGUUGAAGUUGCUGGAAAAUUAAUCUUUUCUUCUAUGAGUGGAGCUUUGAUUGAUUGGAUGGGCUUGUCACAAGUGUAUUUUAUGUUUUUUAUUUUAUCUUCUGCAACUGUCUUAAUAAUUCGUUUCAUUGAUUAAUGUCUAAUCAUCACUUACUAUUAACUUUAGGUUAAUAAAUGUAAUAUUAGAUUAUUAAGAAUGGCUUUAAAAAAGAUAUUUUGUAAGGGUGUAAUAACAUUUAGAGGCAAUUUAUUAAUUUCAAUAACAAUAAUUUUUAUUGGUAAUACAGAGUGUCCCAUACAACCUACUGUUUCAUGCUUUAUAAACAUAAAUUAUUAAAUUUACAUCCAUGCUGUCACUGUUAGAGUAACAUGAUGAACACAAUGACUGUGAUCAAUUUGUCGUCCUAGCCUGCGCUUACUUUCUUUUACAAAAGAAGCUUAAUUAUGUUUGAAGAAUUAGAAAAUAGAACUCAGGGUUCAUAAAAUUUCUAGGUAAGCAUCCUGUGUAAGACACUAUCCAAACUUAAUAAUUGUGCCCAUUUAAAAAGAAAAAUAAAAAGGCAUUAGACAACAUAAAGACUGAGAUCGACUUGUCAUUAUGUUCUGCACUGACUUGCUUUUAUGAAAGAAACUUAAUUAUAUUUGAAGAAUUGGUCAGAAAGCAGUAUUUAAACUUCACAAAAUUUCCAGAUAGGCAUCAUAUAUAAAAAGCUAUGCAAACUUAAUAAAUGAGCACAUUUUUAAAAAAGGGGCAUCAGAAAACAUACAUAAACAGAACCAUAUGACGAAAUGUGUGACAUUUCUUGCUGCUUUUUUAGCUAAAUGUUUUUCAUAACUUUUCCUAUGUUGACCAUUAAUUCUAUUAGGGUCAGGAGUUUGUAAUGUGGGAUAUUUAUUAUUAGAAAGUUUCAUUUAUUCUUUUUUCAAAAUUAUGAUGAACUGCAUUUAAAGAUUUAGCUAUGUUCUAAAUCAAUAUUGUACUAGAAAAACAAAACAAAAAAAAAUGUAUAUUGAUCACUUAAUUGUGUAAUUCAAGUUAUGAAAGUCUAAUAAUUUGCCUCAUAUUUUCUUACAGUGAUGGAAUGGGAUAGUUGAGGGAAAUAUUUAUGGUUUUUCUCAUGUGUAAUACAGUCAAAAGUCGUUAAUCCGGACUCGUCGGGACUUAAAAAAAUUCCGGCGAUUCCGGAUUAUCGAUUUUUCCGGAUUAUAGAUCAUCACU
Molecule: messenger RNA, 2620 nt
Organism: Stegodyphus dumicola
Lineage: Eukaryota; Metazoa; Arthropoda; Arachnida; Araneae; Eresidae
Product: solute carrier family 33 member 2-like
Biological process (GO): transmembrane transport
Cellular component (GO): membrane
Molecular function (GO): transmembrane transporter activity
Source: RefSeq, a predicted model, not a curated record